Messenger RNA from Betta splendens (Siamese fighting fish), 1682 nucleotides. RefSeq names its product relaxin family peptide receptor 3.3b (gene rxfp3.3b). Bases 148 to 1371 code for a protein of 407 amino acids. Gene Ontology annotation, molecular function: G protein-coupled receptor activity. Gene Ontology annotation, cellular component: membrane. Lineage: Eukaryota; Metazoa; Chordata; Actinopteri; Anabantiformes; Osphronemidae. The record is from RefSeq and is a predicted model, not a curated record. Gene Ontology annotation, biological process: G protein-coupled receptor signaling pathway; immune response. The transcript has a single exon.
CAUAACGCGAGCUGCACGCGCACAGGGCUCAGUGGUGACGAGCAGCUCCGGUUGCCGGACACAAAGUGCACAGGUUAAUAUGAGCAAUAAUAUGGGCUUCGCGCACCAGUCCGCGCUACGAGCUUUUGUCCGCGCGCGCAGGAGGUGAUGCGCCCCGCAGGACUCCCCCUGGCUCUGUUCCCGGAGAGGAUGGCGCAGCUGUGGACGCACAACAGCACGUCUUCCUGCAACCGGUCCGCUCAGCACGAGGACCGGUUCAGCACCCUGGACGACAUCGAGCUGUCGGCGGACGGCUCCCCGAGCCUGCGCGUCCUCAUCUCCGUCGUGUACGCAGUGGUUUGCGCCGCCGGGCUGCUCGGGAACCUGCUGGUGCUCGUCCUGAUGAAGGCGCGCGGGGGCACAAGGAAACGCUCCAGCAUCAACCUGUUCGUUCUCAACCUGGCCGUGACGGACUUCCAGUUCGUGCUGACCCUCCCGUUUUGGGCGGUGGACAUGGCUCUGGACUUCAGCUGGCCGUUUGGAAGCGCCAUGUGCAAAAUCGUCCUCUCCGCAACGGUGAUGAACAUGUACGCCAGCGUCUUUUUCCUCACCGCCAUGAGCGUCACGCGCUACUGGUCCGUGGCCUCCGCGCUGAAGGACCGGACGCGGAGGCGCGUGUGCCCCGUGCGCUGGGUGGUCGUCGGGCUGUGGCUCUCGGCCACGGCGGCUUCUCUGCCCACCGCCGUCUUCUCCACGGUGAAGGACGUGGCCGGAGAGAGGCUGUGCCUGCUGAGCUUCCCGGACGGCCCGUCGUGGCUGGCGCUGUACCACCUGCAGAAGAUCCUGGUGGCCUUCGUGCUCCCCAUGCUCAUCGUCACCGUGUGUUACCUGCUGCUGCUGCGCUUUGUGCGCCGGCGCAGCAUGAACCACCAGCAGGUGAAGCGGAGGUCCCGCGUGACCCGCUCGGUCACCAUCGUCGUCCUGUCGUUCUUCAUCUGCUGGAUGCCCAACCAAGCCAUCACCUUCUGGGGCGUGUUGGUGAAGUUCAACGUGGUCAACUGGGAUCAGACGUACUACAUGGCGCACACGUUCGUUUACCCGGUGACUGUGUGCCUGGCGCACACCAACAGCUGCCUCAACCCGGUUCUGUACUGCCUGAUGCGCCGGGAGUUCAGGAAGAAGAUAAAGGACCUGUUCUGGAGGAUGUCCUCGCCCACGGGGGCGAACGCGUGCCACCUGAGGCCGUUUUCCGGGACGGGGAGAGCGGAGCCGGACGACACGCAGAUUGCGCUGCGGAUGAACAACGUGGAGACGGAGAACUGCAGACUGUCCUUCUUAACGGACCAGUGCGACACGGACGCUCCGCGGGAGCAGAGGACGGGGCUCUGCUGAACCCAACAAGGAGGGGACGAGGUGCACUGCACAUAAAUCACACACCAUGACGCGUCGUGCGUAAAACCGUCCUGACUGCGUUCCAGCGUCACGCUUUACAGCGACACUGCGUUCGCUCUCUGCGCACAUAUUUUGCUCCCAGCAGAAGAAUUACAGCCUGCUGCAGCUUCAAGCAUCAUCCUGUGGAGUGUUGGACAUUUGUUGUUAGUUGAACGUGAAAACUUUAGUAACUGAACGUAAAAAAGGCCAAAUGAACCCUAGAACCAUGUUUUGAGAACCAAGAGAAUAAAAUACUUCAGGCGUCGUCAUCA